ACAACCAGUUGUGUUAGCAUUGAUCACUACUAGAGUCAUAUCGAUGCCUUCUGUCUUAUUUCUCGACCAAACUAACUGUCCUCAUGUGUUACUGUUGUAACAAAUCUAAGAUAUCAUAUGUGGUUAAACAACACAUCCAAACAGUCAAUUGACUACAAAAAUUUAUUUAAAAAACAUUUUUACGGAGUAACUGAUGCUGUGAUGACAUCCAAACUCCAAUACCUUAUUCACAACGAUAUGGUUAACAAAUUGCCUGAAAACGAUACCUGUGCUACAAAUUUGACCAUUAAGUGUGAACCUGAUAGUCCCUCUAGUGGUGGUGAUAAUAGUGCCGGUGAACCAGAAACUGAGUUUAUUAGUGUUCCCACAUCUCCAAGUGCUAUAGUAGCCAUGGGUUUAGAUUAUGACAACUCGGCUGAUAAUUCAGGUUCUGAAUGGAUCGGUAGAAGUCCUGGAGAUUGUGGCAAUGCUGAUGACUCACCCCCUCCUACAUCGAGCUCUAGGAUUUCAUUUUCAAAUGUCAAUCUUCAUUCUUCACCACUUCUUAACCCAACUAUUGAUAAGAAAACGAUUGAAUUUUGUGUUGUUUGCGGAGAUAAGGCUUCUGGGCGUCACUACGGCGCCAUUUCUUGUGAAGGUUGUAAAGGAUUCUUCAAAAGAAGUGUCAGAAAACAACUCAAUUAUGUCUGUCGUGCAAAUCAAGACUGUGAAGUGACAAAACAUCACAGAAAUCGAUGUCAGUUUUGUCGACUCCAGAAGUGUCUUCAAAUGGGAAUGAGAGCGGAUCACUGUCAGCCCGAACGCAAACCAUUAGCUCUUGAAGGCAGUGCUAGUGCUAUACAUGCAGUGAUAGCGGCCGCCACUAACCAAAAUCAAUCUCUGCCCACGCGAUCAUUCACAACAACGAGCACUAACUCAACUCUUCCUCAGAGGCCAAUACUUCCAAGAAGUGCUGAUAUAUCGAGUAUUUUUGACAACCAAACGGCUUUAUCUAUAAUGGAAGCAACAGCCAGUGGGACCAACUCUGGCCACUCUAUUCAUACAUCUAAAGCAAACGGGGAUUUAAGUACAUUAGCUAAUGUUGUCUCAAAUUUAAUGGCACUAAAACAAGUGGCUGUGGCAGCCAUUAAUGCAAAUGCGUGCAAUGAUAGGCCAGAUAUAAACAAAUUAGUUGACAAUACCGGUGGUAAUAGUGAUAACUGCAAAGAAACUAACAGUGCAACCGAUCGACAAAACCUUAUGAUAUCAAAAGCAGCUUUUGAUAUAAUGGCUAAAAUAGCUUCCGGUUCAAAGUCUAGUUCAGAUCAAACGGCACUUCUUUUUGGUGCAAUUGAUGCCGUUUGUGGACAAAACAAUGAUAAUGAAGACCUUUUUGAAAUUGAUGGUCCCAUACUCACUGAUCAACAUUUUAUAUUCAAUUUGACGCCCCCUAUAGCCGGUGCUUCGUUUCUAUCGUUACAAUAUAUUUGUGAGUCGGCAUCACGUCUUCUCUUCUUAUCUGUCCAUUGGGCGCAAUCUAUACCUGCUUUUCAAUUAAUGUCUAUUGAUGUCCAAACAUCAUUGGUUAGAGGCUGUUGGUGUCAAUUAUUUGUCUUAGGGUUAGCACAAACAUCACAAGUAAUGUCUUUGGCAACCAUUUUAUCAGCCAUUAUAACACAUUUGCAAACAACUCUAAGAGAGGAUAAAUUGUCACUUCAAAGAGUUAAAGGAGUGACGGAUCACAUCUGUAAACUACAAGACUUUGUUAAUUCAUUUCAAAAACUAGAAGUUGAUGACAGAGAAUAUGCUUAUCUUAAAGCUAUUGUUUUGUUUAGUCCUGAAAAUGCAGGCAUUGGUCUUAUGAUGAAUUGUCGACAAAUCGACAGAUUUCAAGAAAAAUCAGUUCGUGAGCUCAGAAAUUAUAUCAAUGAGACCUGUUGUUCAUCAGACGAGGCCAGCGAUAGGUUUGCUAAACUUAUAUUAAGACUUCUUCCACUUCGCUCAUUACUGCCCAACAUUACCGAAGAGUUAUUCUUUUCGGGACUCAUCGGAAGCGUUCAAAUUGAUAGUAUAAUACCUUAUAUAUUGAAAAUGGAUGCAAACGACUUCAAUGCAGAGUUCAUGUCUUCUAAGACCAAGACAUGCGACACAUCGCCUCUUCAUUCGUCAUCAAUGUCUUCAAAAUUUAAUAAUUGACGCCUUCUUUCUAACGUUUUAUUUUCAUUACUGUUUUGCAUAUCUAAUCAAAUUGUUUUAUAUGUUUGUUUGAAUUUCUUAGUUUACACUUUUCAUCAUUUUUAAUA
Molecule: messenger RNA, 2282 nt
Organism: Oppia nitens
Lineage: Eukaryota; Metazoa; Arthropoda; Arachnida; Sarcoptiformes; Oppiidae
Product: orphan steroid hormone receptor 2-like
Exons: 1
Coding region: 118-2175 (685 amino acids)
Biological process (GO): anatomical structure development; cell differentiation; regulation of transcription by RNA polymerase II
Molecular function (GO): RNA polymerase II cis-regulatory region sequence-specific DNA binding; nuclear receptor activity; zinc ion binding
Source: RefSeq, a predicted model, not a curated record